GACUUGUUACUUCUUUGCCCGGGAGCAACAGGUCUCCAGUUUGGAGCCCUAAACCUUCACCCGGUCGGGGGGAAGAGAACAAAGCUUCUAUCCCAUCCUUCUUCUUGGUGGCUUCCUGAGCUGGAGAUUGCUUGAGAUUGUUUUCUGCAGCCCCAAGACCUCAGGAGAAACCAGGAGGAGAUAGCGAAGGACCAAGGAUUGAUGGUUCUUGUAUUCAUGGGCAAUGAGCAAGGAACAAGCGUGGCAUGGAUUAAUCCGGGAUUUUUCUAAAAACUAGGGUGGUCUUUGAGUGCAAGACUAACCUCUCAACUUUCGGCUCACCUCUUUUUCUGAUUAAGGGUUUCCCUCUUCUUCAGCCCUCCUUCCCCUGAUCUACGAAAGAAGGGAAAGAGCAACAACAAAGAAAAAAAGGGCCCAAGGAAAAGGGAAGAGGGAGGAAGACGAGAGACACAGAGAGAAAGAAAAACGACCCAGCCAUCCAUCCAUCUCUCUUCUCUUUCUCUCUCUUGCGCGUCUCUCUUUAUUUAUCUCCUGGUUUCUUGGAAAUCCGGUUCGCCGCGCCACGCGGUACUCUGGGGGAAUCUCUACAACCAAACUGGGAUCUAUGAGCGGGAAGGUGAUCAAGCCGAAAGAAGAGAAAGAUGCCUCUAAAGUUAUGGAUGACGCCUCUCCUGGCACACAGGAAUAUAUUAUGUUACGGCAAGACUCCAUCCAAUCCACGGAACUAAAGAAAAGGCAGUUCCCUUUCCGAACUAAAUGCCACGAAAUCUUCUGUUGCCCACUGAAGCAAGUCCACCUCAAAGAGAAUACCGAGCCGGAAGAGCCACAGCUGAAAGGCAUCGUCACAAAACUUUACAGCCGGCAAGGAUAUCAUUUGCAGAUGCAAGCAGAUGGAACCAUUGACGGAACGAAAGAGGAAGAAAGCACAUACACUUUGUUUAACCUCAUACCGGUUGGCUUACGAGUUGUGGCUAUCCAAGGCGUUCAGACAAAGUUGUAUUUAGCGAUGAACAGUGAAGGCUACCUGUAUACAUCAGAGCACUUCACACCGGAAUGCAAGUUCAAAGAAUCCGUUUUUGAAAAUUAUUAUGUCACGUAUUCUUCCAUGAUCUACCGGCAGAUGCAAUCGGGAAGGGGUUGGUACUUGGGUCUCAACAAAGAAGGCGAAGUCAUGAAAGGGAACCACGUGAAGAAAAACAAGCCGGCGGCACAUUUCCUACCCAAACCGCUAAAAGUGGCCAUGUACAAAGAACCCUCCCUCCAUGAUCUUACUGAAUUCUCACGGUCUGGCAGUGGAACGCCAACGAAAAGCAGAAGCGUUUCCGGGGCGUUGAACGGCGGCAAAUCUAUGAGCCAAAACGAAUCGACGUAGCCAGGAUGGAGAAGCGAAGAGGAGAGAAGAAGCAUCGGUUGGGAACUUUUUUUUACCUCGUAAGAUCUGCUGUGGAAGUCCUUAUUUUUGAAAAGAAAAAAAAAAAAAAGCAAAACGAAACACCUACCAUUCAGCCCUUCCCCACAAGCCAACAAACUGGGAUAAGUCUCUUGGCCUUUGAUCAGCUACUUUUGGACUUUCCGGAGGUCCCCAAAUCACCGUAAUUGAUUCAUGUCGAAGGAAAAAUUCCCACCCUACCCCCCGAAUGAUGUAAAACGCAAACACGGGCCUAAUCAGACAAAUACGAAGCAAUGACCUCACAUUGAGUCUGCCUUUACUUCUUAUCCUCGCCUAUGCUCUUGGGGGCGGGGGACAAAAAAUAAAAAAAAAAUAUCCUGCAAAAUUUAAAAACAUAUUUUGGCUUUCUAACCAAGACAGAAACCCUGUCAAGGAUCUCUCUCCUUCUUUUUCCCUUUCUUUCUUUCUUUCUUUCUUUCCUUCCUUCCUUCCUUCCUUCUUUUUUCCUUCCUUCCUUCCUUCCUUCCUUCCUUCCUUCCUUUCUUUCUUUCCUUUUGCUCUUUGAGGGAAAUU
This is a messenger RNA of Ahaetulla prasina, 1963 nucleotides long. It is a transcript of the gene FGF13, whose product is annotated as fibroblast growth factor 13. The coding region runs from base 605 to 1372 and encodes 255 amino acids. The transcript has 7 exons. Gene Ontology annotation, biological process: positive regulation of cell population proliferation; fibroblast growth factor receptor signaling pathway; animal organ morphogenesis. Gene Ontology annotation, cellular component: cytoplasm. Gene Ontology annotation, molecular function: growth factor activity; fibroblast growth factor receptor binding. The record is from RefSeq and is a predicted model, not a curated record. NCBI's taxonomy places the organism in Eukaryota, Metazoa, Chordata, Lepidosauria, Squamata, Colubridae.